Molecule: messenger RNA, 2019 nt
Organism: Etheostoma spectabile (orangethroat darter)
Lineage: Eukaryota; Metazoa; Chordata; Actinopteri; Perciformes; Percidae
Product: ephrin-A5b
Exons: 6
Coding region: 76-768 (230 amino acids)
Biological process (GO): regulation of actin cytoskeleton organization; axon guidance; regulation of cell-cell adhesion
Cellular component (GO): plasma membrane; external side of plasma membrane
Molecular function (GO): ephrin receptor binding
Source: RefSeq, a predicted model, not a curated record
GAGAGAAAGAGAGAGAAGGGAGAGACAGAGAGGGGCUGGAAUCAACCUUGGCUUCCCCGGGGUUCCAGAGCCAAAAUGCCGCAGGUGGAAAUGAUCCUCCUCUUCCUCACACUCAUCUUUGCGAUGUGUGUGUACUGCCAGGACCCGGCUUCCAAGGUGGUGACGGACCGCUACGCCGUGUACUGGAACCGCACCAACCCCAAGUUUUACCGCGGUGACUACCACAUCGACGUCUGCAUCAACGACUACCUUGACGUCUACUGUCCGCACUACGUCGGCCCGGUGUCCGACGAGCGGGCCGAGCGCUACGUCCUCUACAUGGUGAACUACGACGGCUAUAGCUCCUGCGACCACACCGCCAAGGGCUUCAAACGGUGGGAGUGCAACCGGCCUCUGUCGCCCAACGGACCGCUGAAGUUCUCCGAGAAGUUCCAGCUCUUUACGCCCUUCUCCUUAGGCUUUGAGUUUCGCCCUGGCAGAGAGUAUUAUUACAUCUCCUCCAUCACCGACGACAAGGGAAGAAGAAGCUGCCUUCGACUCAAAGUCUUCGUCAGGCCUCAGAACAAUUGUGUGAAAGCCCCCGGGACCGUGCAGGAAGGGGUCGAUUUCGAAGACAACAAUCACAACUCUCUAGAACCCAGAGACGGCAUCGGUCACGAGUCGCCGGAGCCGGCGAGAAGAGACGUGAACUCCGUUGGUCGGCGCCAGAUUUCCGUCCUGCUGCUCAGCUCCGCCCUCAUACUCCUGGCUGCCAUUUUGUCCUUAUAGCGCCCAGUCUGAGGACUCCCCCAGGAACUGGACUGUCCUGAUUGGACCACAGGUCGCCCUACCCUGCAACCCCUCCCCUCAAGGAGCACUUUUAAAAAAAAGAAAAAAUUAAAAGAAAAAAUAAAAAAGAAGAAGAAGAAGAAGAAAAACACUGACGUCUCUCGAGGUGAAACGAGAGAAGAAGGGACUUCGACGCUGAAGCCUUUUGGUGUUUUUUUGACUUGCCAACAUUAAGUGGUUCUUGACUUUCUGGUGGGUGCUGAUGGACAAGGCACCCCGAGGUGAAGGAGGCCUAGUCUCUUAACUUUCCGCCUCGCUGCCGUCCACAGUAUGCAGAUUUUCUUUGCGUUAAAAACAAGCACACAUCAUGCUUACAGACAUGUAUACACACACACACACACACACACACACACAGAACACAAAUGACACAAUCAGUACACUCUUUAGCGUGAUUGGUAAAGAAGCACAGCAGGAUCCCGCAAACGUUUACAGACUUUUACCAUUGCAUUUGUGUUCAGGAACGCGUCACCUAACCCCUCGACAUACAACAUGAUUAAAUCUCACAUCAAAGUGGAAGAGGUUUCGAAGAAGAUCCGGGAGCGAAGCAUCGCGCGCAGGCCAACGGAAUGGAAAAUUGCUGUUGUUGCUAGGAGACUGGUGCCAAAGGCGUGGGGGGGGGAGUACGGGGUGGGCCUUUGAUAACUUAACCUUCCUCUCAGGUUAAAAAGGUGCCGGAGGACCCAUGUUGAGAGUGAAAAAAGAAAUCUUUUAGUGUUCGGAUAGAGCCGAUUUAAUGAUCGGUUAAUGUGUUUUUUUUUUGUGUUUUUUUAAUAAUCACCUAAUUCAAUUGUAGCAGCCAUCACGGGUGUAUAGUAAAAUAUUCGAACGGAGCGUAGAAGUGGAUAUGGUAUUUUGCCAGGCGAAAUGUAUUUUCCUAUUUAUUGUGAAGUCCUCGUGCUUUCUUUCUGUUCUGGUUUUAGUCUGCGAGUACAAACACUAGAAAAGGCAAUAAAAACAACCACACUUACCCCUUAAGUUAGUUUGCAUAUUACACCGUUUUUUGAUACAAUCAUACAAAAAAACACUGAGUACCGUUUAUCUAUCUGUUUGCUGAUGAUGGUCUUUUAAUUGUUUUUAACAAAGUCAAGGAAGACGAAAAAAAAAAAAAAGAAAAGUCUGAUGUGCUAUCAGGGUGUAGAAAUCGUAGAAUGUUUGUGUUUGGAUUUUGUCAUUAAAAAUGUCACAAAUGUA